Molecule: messenger RNA, 2722 nt
Organism: Actinia tenebrosa (Australian red waratah sea anemone)
Lineage: Eukaryota; Metazoa; Cnidaria; Anthozoa; Actiniaria; Actiniidae
Product: QRFP-like peptide receptor
Biological process (GO): G protein-coupled receptor signaling pathway
Cellular component (GO): membrane
Molecular function (GO): G protein-coupled receptor activity
Source: RefSeq, a predicted model, not a curated record
CCGCCCGCUCGCCCUAAAAUCCUCAAUUCUUUACGAGUAGGAAACGAAAAUUCCUUGACGUGGGUUUUUUAAUAUUUUCUUUUUUCCUCAAUAAAACCCACAGUUCCCUCUUCGGUUUGACAAGUCUAAGAGUAGUUAAGUAAGUAUUUAGUAGGUAUAUCGUUCUAGGAAGUCAGAUAACUAGUUGUUUGUUCGAGAAAUUUCAAAUGCCGAGACCCACAAAACAGUACAGAGAAACGCUUAUACCUGAUGUAUUCUAAACUAGCAUGCUUUAGCUUCAAUUGUUCUUUAUCAGCGUCUGAGAGUGAAUCAAAUACUACCGCUGUCCAAUCAAAUAUGAUUCACAAUGAUGCAUUGUAAACAUACUGUCAGUCUUGAUAAAAAGACUUAAAUGAUUUGCAGUAUCCAGAAGGAUUACCUAUCACUACGAGAAAGUGGCUUUCCGGCACACGGAAGGCGAUCCUUAUCAAGUACGUUGGUUGGAGUCAAGACAGUUAUAAGUCUGCUGUCAGCGUACAGCAAUAAAGCAUUUCGAACUGCUGCUAGAAUCUACCAGUUAUAAGACUCUUGAUGCUGUAACAUGGCUUCCAACUUUACCACAGAGCGAACUGCGAUGAAUGACACGUAUAUCGUUAUGCAGCAAGAUUCUACGCCCAUUCGGAUCCUCAAGGUCUUGGCAUGCAGUAUUAUCCUGGUUAUUGCUUUGGUAGGAAACAUCUUUAUAAUACUGGUUGUUCGGCAAAAGAACGCCAACAUGAAGAAGACUAUAAAUUUCUUCAUAAUGAACAUGGCCUUGUCUGAUCUGGUAGUUCCCAUAGUCAUAUUACCGAGAGUAAUUGUGGCAAAUCUCCUGGAUUCAAGCAUAUUCGUCACGUGGCGAGGAUCGGAUGGUAUUCCAGGCAACAUCUUGUGUAAGUUUGUUUUCUUCGUAUCAGAUCUGACGAUGGUCGUGUCGAUCUUGUCCAUCAUUUGCAUUGCUAUCGACAGGUUUUGUGCCGUUGUCUUCCCUAUGAAGCUAUCGCUCGUCACCUCAAGGAUUCGCUGGGGUCUUAUCAUUUUUACAUGGUUAUUCUCGAUAGCAUGUUUCACCCCGUAUUUAUACGGUUUCAAGCUUGUUGAAAUCCAUGGCGGGCAACAAGUUUGUACUUUGAUCUGGUCGGAAGACGAAACAGUGCACUUCAAGAUUCAACACACCAUUGCUAUUGUAGCUAGCAUUCUCUUCACUCUUAUCCCAGCAAUACUCCUGACCGUCAUGUAUACAGUGAUUCUAGUUGUAGCAAGGAUACAGAUAGUACCCGACCAACAGCACACUAACACAGCCGUCAACAGAAGACAAGCCAAUAAUAACAAACUUUUAAAACUGGCUCUUCUAACGGUGGGUUCGUUUGCAAUUUGCUAUGGUCCAUACAACGUGUUUUUGUUCUAUUUGAGUAUCAACUUAAAUUGGAACAUGGCCCAGAAAACGGAAAUCAGCACUUUCAAGUUCGUGGCGCAGUUUUUGACCUACGCUAAUAGUGCUUUGAAUCCCUGUCUCUACUUCAUCUUUAUUGAGAACUACAGAAGGGGUCUCAAGCGGAUCUUAAGGUUGACUCAAGAGCCAAAGAAUCGAAAUAUCCCUGAACUCACCUCUAGACUCACAUCUAGAGCAACGGGACAAUCUCGACUACAGCAAAGGUCAGAGGAGGAUCUCCUACGCACUCCCUUAAAAUCGGAAUCGCGACAAAACGGCUUGACACUGAACACUACUUCGAAUCUCGAUGCGGAACGCCACUAAAACCAAAUGGACAGAGAACAUCGAGUCUCUUUAACUCGGAUAAGAAAGUCGCGACCGACAAUAUCGUUUCACAGUUGUCGUGUAAGUUCGUCAUGGACAUCAAGAACCUUAAGAAAACAUUGCAAAAACUUGAAAAAGGGAAACUAAGAAGCGCAGCCGUCAAUCUUAUGUAUCUAUUCCCGAAAAGAUCAACAAGCGUAUACUAAAAAACGGCUGUUGACAAUAAAACUAAAAAAAUAUCAAAUAGAUUCAUCACUGUACUAAAAAGAUGAGAUUUAUUGCUUGAUCUAUCUUGUUCAUAUGCAUGCUAUUCGAUCGGAAUAAAGGGUUUAGGCUAUAUUUGUAUUCAUCGUUAAUAAGUCUUAAGGGCGUCGCCAGUAAGCGCUGUAAAGAAAACCAGCUGUGUCCGCCAUCACUAAUGAACAAAAAUGAUUAAAUUCGAAGCUACUUCCAGUCAAUAUUAGACUUCAUAUACAAAAUAGCCUCAGUGUCUUCUUUCAAACAAACUUGUUUGUCUGUCAAUGCUAAAGCUAGUCAAACCAAGAUAAAUCAACUUUGUAAUCUGUAGAUUUACUUGUUGUAAGGAUUCCAUAUGUAAGUCCAAUGGAAUACCUUACUUUGAAGAACUACUUUGACCAUGUAAAGAUACUAUGUCACUGUCAUAUGACACCAGCCAUAAGGCCUUGGAUUCAGUUGUAUUACGAAUAAGGAAGCUAAAUAAGAUUACAACACUAAAAUAUCUAUGAAUUUAUGUGUGAUAAAAUGUGAAGUUGGGAUUAUAUCAAGGGAAAGGCAGUUUUCAACAACUGAAGAUAUCAAAAGGUUUCAUUUGCUGGCACGAAAAAUAACUGUGAAUAUGAAAUAGUAUAUCUUGUUAAACUAUAGUAUAGUGACUUCCGAAAAGACAAAGCACUUGAAUUAUACAUAAUAAUAAACACCUGAAAAGUA